Messenger RNA from Drosophila eugracilis, 5512 nucleotides. RefSeq names its product neuropathy target esterase sws (gene sws). The coding region runs from base 704 to 4972 and encodes 1422 amino acids. Gene Ontology annotation, biological process: phosphatidylcholine metabolic process. The record is from RefSeq and is a predicted model, not a curated record. Gene Ontology annotation, cellular component: endoplasmic reticulum. The transcript has 11 exons. Lineage: Eukaryota; Metazoa; Arthropoda; Insecta; Diptera; Drosophilidae. Gene Ontology annotation, molecular function: phosphatidylcholine lysophospholipase A1 activity.
UUUCCCAUCUCUAGUUAUUAGAACAACAAAAAUGAGUGCAUUUCAGUUUAUUAGUUUGUAGUUACAUAGCAAAAUGCUCGUAUAUUUCGGCUUAUUGAAUUAAGUAAAUUGUCGUUGUGCGUUGCCACGCCCCCACCUAAACAGCCGACCACCCCUGGCCUCUGGCAGAAAGAUAGAGAGAUAGAACCAAAAAGAGCGAGAGGGAUACACGGCAACAACAACACAUAAAGAAAACGAAAUAUUUCCGCAAGGAACCAGCAACAAAAACAACAAUUACUUUGGUGAUUCUCGUAACGGCAAAAACAACAAGAGAAUAAAUUCAAAUUAAAAAAGAAGUGGUAUUCAAGUGUGUGAGCGUGUGUGUGUGCGCGCGGUGCGUGCAUUACAAUAAUUGCACAAAAACCAAGACAAACGAGGGGCGGGGGUGUCUGAAAGUGUAAGUGCGACAGAGCGCGACAUAUAAAGAGAGAACGAUAGAGGCAGUACGGCAACAACAAAGGGCUGUGAUUUUAUUUGGGCCCCCACCCUCUCCCCCGCCCCGUCUUGACACUUGCGUAUUUACCAAAUAAACGGAACAUACAUAAGUCAUAACAGCUAGAACAACAAAAAAAGUUAAAUAAAUAAUCGAAUAGUUUUGUGGGAGAGAGGAAAGAGAGACUGUGUGAACGGAUUCGUUGGAAAACUGGUAGCCUAAGAGAGCACAAUGGAUAUCCUGGAAAUGCUGCGCGCCAGCACCAACGGUGGCUACAAUACUCUCUUUUCAGACGCAUGGUGCCAGUACGUUUCCAAGGAGAUCACAGCAGCGAUGUACGUGUAUUGCGCUUUGGGCUUGCUGGGCAUCCUGUUUCUCGCCUGGUUCAUGUACUUCAAGCGAUUGGCGCGGCUGCGACUGCACGAUGAGAUUGCCCGUUCCCUCAGCGCUAUGUCUUCUGGCGGAGAUCUACGUGGCUUGCGAUUUCGCAAGCGGGACAAGAUGCUGUUCUACGGGCGACGAAUGUUGCGCAAAGUAAAGAACGUCAGUGGUCAGAUGUAUAGCAGCGGGAAGGGCUACAAACGUCGGGCUGUGAUGAGAUUCGCCAGGCGGAUACUUCAGCUGCGGCGGGAUAAUAUGCCGCUAGAGAUGCGUACCGUAGAACCGCCAGCUGAAUAUCUCGAGGAGACCAUUGAGGGCAGUGAUAGAGUGCCACCCGAUGCCCUCUAUAUGCUCCAGAGCAUACGCAUCUUUGGGCACUUCGAGAAGCCCGUCUUCCUACGCCUCUGCAAGCAUACCCAACUGCUGGAAUUGAUGGCCGGCGAUUAUCUUUUCAAGAUCACCGAUCCGGAUGAUAGUGUCUACAUCGUCCAGUCGGGCAUGAUCAAUGUGUACAUCUCCAAUGCCGAUGGCAGCACUCUAUCCUUGAAGACGGUGCGAAAAGGCGAGUCUGUGACCUCGCUGCUAAGCUUUAUAGAUGUCCUGUCGGGGAAUCCCAGCUACUACAAGACGGUCACCGCCAAAGCCAUCGAGAAGUCAGUAGUCAUUCGUCUGCCCAUGCAGGCCUUCGAAGAAGUGUUCCAGGAUAAUCCAGAUGUGAUGAUUCGCGUCAUCCAGGUGAUUAUGAUCCGGCUGCAACGUGUACUCUUCACCGCCCUGCGCAACUACCUCGGUUUAAAUGCCGAACUGGUGCAGAAUCAUAUGCGCUACAAGAGCGUGUCCACGAUGGGUGGACCGAUCAACUCACAGUCCUCGCAAUCCUCAAGACAUGCGCCCAAUGGUCCGGCCACGGUGGUCUCACAGAUAAAUCUGAUUCAGUCCGCUGUUUCGCAAACGGGACCGGGUGUCUCGGUGACUGUAACCCGGCCGCCACAGUCACCAUCUCGGCACUCGCGUGAGGAGCACACACUAUCCGAUCCGAAUCCUAAUCCGGAUGUCAGUGUCCAAGGGACUAGCAGUGUAUUCACGGAGGUGCAUGGCGAUGCACCGAAUGCAGAUCUAUUUCACCAACAGCAACACUCGGUGGGUAAUCUUUCAACGCGUCGCAGUUCAAUCACUCAAAUGACGACCGAGGGUUCAGUGACCGUCCCUGCCGGUCCAGGAGUGGCGACCUCGAUAGAUGUGCGCCUAGUGCAGUCCUCUGCUGUAGACAGUCUGCGAAAGGAGCUGGGCCUACCGGAAGAGGAUGCCCACAUUAUUGAACCUUUUGUGGAGGUACGAGAGCUGGAGCCAAAUGUCACUCUCAUUACCGAGGGCAAUGCAGACGAUGUUUGUGUGUGGUUUGUGAUGACCGGCACUUUGGCUGUCUACCAGAGUAAUCAGGAUGCCACUCGCGCUAAGCAGGAUAAAAGCGACAUGCUCAUCCACUUUGUACAUCCCGGGGAAAUCGUUGGCGGACUAGCCAUGUUGACGGGAGAGGCCAGUGCGUAUACAAUUCGUUCAAGAAAUAACUGCCGGAUAGCCUUCAUAAGACGUGCAGCCAUUUACCAGAUUAUGCGACAACGACCCCGCAUAGUUUUAGAUCUGGGCAACGGAGUAGUACGCCGCCUAUCGCCACUGGUGAGGCAGUGUGACUACGCUUUAGAUUGGAUCUUCCUGGAGUCGGGUAGAGCUGUCUAUCGGCAAGACGAGAGCAGCGACAGCACUUAUAUUGUUCUCAGCGGGCGAAUGCGUUCCGUAAUCACGCAUCCUGGUGGCAAAAAGGAAAUUGUUGGCGAAUAUGGCAAGGGGGAUCUCGUGGGCAUCGUCGAAAUGAUUACAGAAACGUCGCGCACCACGACGGUGAUGGCUGUGCGCGACUCGGAGCUGGCCAAGCUGCCCGAGGGCCUGUUCAAUGCCAUCAAGCUGCGCUACCCCAUCGUGGUGACCAAGCUGAUUAGCUUCCUUAGCCACCGCUUCCUCGGCUCGAUGCAGACGCGCUCGGGCAGCGGGGCGCCGGGCGCGCCCGUUGAGGCUAAUCCCGUCACGCACAAGUACUCCACGGUGGCCCUGGUGCCCAUCACCGACGAGGUGCCGCUGACGCCCUUCACCUACGAGCUCUACCAUUCGCUCUGUGCCAUAGGACCCGUACUCCGUUUGACCUCAGAUGUGGUGCGCAAGCAGUUGGGUCCAAACAUCUUCGAGGCUGCCAAUGAAUACCGGCUGACCUCGUGGCUGGCACAGCAGGAGGACCGUAACAUCAUCACCCUGUAUCAGUGCGACAGUUCGUUGAGCGCCUGGACACAGCGCUGCAUGCGGCAGGCGGACGUUAUCCUGAUCGUAGGCCUCGGCGAUCGCUCUCAUCUGGUCGGGAAAUUUGAACGUGAGAUCGACCGUUUGGCGAUGCGAACGCAAAAGGAGCUGGUCCUAUUAUAUCCGGAGACCACCAAUGCCAAGCCGGCCAAUACCCUUAGCUGGUUGAAUGCCCGUCCCUGGGUGACCAAGCACCAUCAUGUGCUCUGUGUCAAGCGCAUCUUCACGCGCAAAAGUCAAUACCGCAUUAAUGAUCUCUACAGUCGCGUCCUGCUGUCCGAGCCGAACAUGCAUUCCGACUUCUCGCGUCUUGCCCGCUGGCUUACGGGCAACUCGAUUGGCCUUGUGUUGGGUGGCGGUGGGGCGCGCGGUGCAGCCCACAUUGGAAUGUUGAAGGCUAUUCAGGAGGCAGGCAUACCCAUCGACAUGGUUGGUGGUGUCAGCAUAGGCGCUUUGAUGGGAGCUCUCUGGUGCUCAGAGCGUAAUAUUACAACUGUUACACAAAAGGCGCGUGAGUGGUCAAAGAAAAUGACAAAAUGGUUCCUACAACUACUGGACCUUACUUACCCGAUCACAUCGAUGUUCUCCGGACGGGAGUUCAACAAGACGAUCCACGACACUUUUGGGGACGUGAGCAUCGAGGACUUGUGGAUACCCUACUUCACUCUCACCACCGAUAUCACCGCCAGUUGCCAUCGCAUUCAUACCAAUGGACACCUGUGGCGGUACUGCCGCGCCAGCAUGUCGAUUGCCGGCGUCUUCCCGCCGUUUUGUGAUUAUCGCGACGGCCACUUGUUGCUCGAUGGUUGCUACACGAAUAACGUUCCAGCCGACGUGAUGCACAAUCUUGGGGCUGCUCACAUAAUCGCCAUCGAUGUGGGAUCCCAGGAUGACACCGACCUCACCAACUACGGUGAUGACCUCAGUGGUUGGUGGCUACUUUACAAAAAAUGGAAUCCCUUUACGUCGCCCGUAAAGGUGCCCGAUCUACCGGAUAUCCAGUCUCGACUCGCAUACGUCUCCUGUGUCCGUCAGCUCGAGGAGGUUAAAAAUUCCGACUACUGCGAGUAUAUCCGACCGCCGAUUGAUAAGUACAAGACAUUGGCCUUCGGCAGCUUUGACGAGAUUCGUGAUGUGGGCUAUGUGUUUGGAAAGAACUACUUUGAAAACAUGGCCAAGGCUGGUCGGCUGGGAAGGUUUAACCAGUGGUUUAAUAAGGAACCACCCAAGAGGGUCAACCACGCCUCGCUGAAUGAAUACACGUUCAUCGAUCUGGCGCAGAUCGUGUGCCGGCUGCCGGAGACGUACGCUGUAAACACGGCGGAACUCUUCAGUGAGGACGAAGACUGUGAUGGCUACAUCUCGGAGCCAACAACACUAAAUACGGAUCGACGGCGCAUCCAAGUUCCGCGUGCUGGCAAUUCAUUGUCCUUCUCCGAGACAGAAAUGGAUUCGGAUGUUGAGCUAGACCUGAAGCUAGACCGCAAAAUAGACAAGUCCACACAGUCAACGCCGCCGACGACCAACAGGAUGGGUGAGCGCGCCAAGGAAGAGGCUAGACAUAUAGAAGAUAAACGGGAUCGCGAUUGGAAUAGGGGUGGAAAGCAGACGGAUGUGACUGCCGACGUAGCCAAUGUUGCUGAUCAAGCCACAGUAUCCGAGCAGGAGCAGCCGCAGGAGCAGGAUGGCCGAGUAAGGACAGGGCAGCUGAGAGACAAGGAUGAAGACAAGGAGAAUAGGAGCAACGCGAAUAAUGAAACCAAAAACUAGCUAUAUAGGCAAAACCAAUCAAGGCGGGGAUGUCUACUCAAGAAAAAGCAGCAGCAAAAAACCAAGGACGAGGUGCCUUCCGCUUGCCAGACGCCCAAUCAGGCAACCCCACUUCACCAACAAACCAACAACUACAACUACUCAAUCAUCCAAUCUCCAACGAAACAAAACUAAAUAGCAAUGACAAGGAAAUUUGUUAACCUCUAGGUUUUAAAGCAACAAUGACUUAGGCUUAGCUUAGCAUAUGAACUCCGCAUGCAAUCCUCAAUCACCUCACCAAACAUUGUAAUGGAGGCACAACGAGUCCACAAACUUUGUAUAUACAUAUAGUUAUAUAUUUUUACUGAAGCAACCGAUAUUGAUUGUAGCCACGAAACUGAGACUCUUUUGCAAUGAGCCCCCAAAAAAUCCCGCCCCAUAUUUGCCGCACACUUGUGUAGUCUCUCUUUUAUUAUUUUAGGUAAGCAAAUUGUUUGUUUAAUGGUCCGAUUUGAUUUGUAAAUGCAAGCAGAAUAAAUUAAAACAAUUGAAAGUACAAAA